Molecule: messenger RNA, 774 nt
Organism: Theobroma cacao (cacao)
Lineage: Eukaryota; Viridiplantae; Streptophyta; Magnoliopsida; Malvales; Malvaceae
Product: putative glutathione S-transferase
Biological process (GO): glutathione metabolic process
Cellular component (GO): cytoplasm
Molecular function (GO): glutathione transferase activity
Source: RefSeq, a predicted model, not a curated record
AUGUCCGAAAUAGCUGUCGAUGGGCAAGAGGUUAAGCUAGUGGGUGCAUUGUACAGCCCAUAUGUUCACAGGGUGGCCUGGGUGCUGAAACUGAAAGGAAUCCAAUAUGAUCUUGUGGAAGAAAAUCUGAGGGAUCUGAACAAGAAGAGCUCUCUCCCUCUCGAUUGCAAUCCAGUGUACAAGAAAAUACCUGUGCUUCUUCAUCAUGGGAAACCGAUUGUCGAGUCCUUAUUCAUCAUUGAGUACAUUGACAAGACCUGGAAACACAAUCCCAUUUUGCCCGCUGAUCCAUACGAGAGAGCCAUGGUAAGAUCUUGGGCUCGCCUCAGGGAUGAAACGUUACUUGAAGGUUCAAAGAGAGUGUUAUAUCUUGAAGGAGACCAGCUAAAGAAGGAAAUUGAGCAAGUAUCAGAUGCCAUGGCAGUGCUUGAAGGAAUGAUGAAGGGCAAGAAAUUCUUUGGAGGUGAGACGGUAGGGUUCCUGGACAUUGCCUUCGGCUGGACUACCGUAUGGUUGGAAGCCAUUGAGGAAGUUGCUGGCGUAGAAUUCUUCAACCGUGAUAAAUACCCUCACCUUGACAAUUGGAAGAACGAAUUCAAAGAGAUUCAUGCUGUGAAAGACAGCCUGUUCCCCAUGGAAAGCCAUCCCAUAGCCAAAUCUGACACUCUUCAAUGUCGAGAAGCGCCAGAUCUGGCUCAAUUUGGAGCUCUAGAUCUAGUGCUUUCCAAGAGGAGCUUGGCACUCCCUCAAGAGGACCUUGAGGAAGCGCCCUAG